GAGGAGCCGUCUUUGCGCCCGGGUAACUGAGGUUGAGGCUUCGCUUCUUAAACGAAGAGAAGCGGGCAACGGGCGGGAGUGGCAUCUUCAGUCGCCGGUCGGGUCUUCUCCCUUCCAGACGAAGGAUGGGCGACAAAAGACGAGUUACUUGCUUUCCCGAGCCGAGGAGCAACCGGCUGACUAGUCUGGAACGAGGCGAAGGAAAGGAUCUGCCUAAUGAAGGCUAUGCAGUGGAAGGGACUGUGUAUUGACUGGCUGACAUCCUUUGAUUUGAAUGAAAUAUGUUUUGUCCGUCUGGGAUGCCUUAGAUGAUGCCCAGUAAUACUGCAAUGGCAAUUGGGGCUCUUUCUAGUUCCCUUCUUGUGACAUGCUGCCUGAUGGUUGCUCUGUGUAAUUCUACUACACCAUUACAAAAACUAUCCAAGUCUCAAGGCAAGCAGGAGAUAAAAACAAGUGAGGAAAAAAUAUAUCAAUCAUCAGUCCAGGAAAGACAGAAUCAUGGACCAGGAAAAAUGAAUGAAAUGACUAUGAAUGGAAGAGAAGAAGGCACCAGGGACUGGAAAAACAAAGGUAACAGAAAUUACUCUAAUAAAGAAUCUUGGACAAAGCAAAAACAGAUUUUGAGUAUUCAGGCAACAAGUAAUAAUAAGUUUGGGAACCUUGAAGCUCAUAAUCAGAUCAAAGAUAUUGAAGAGGAACUUCCUGCUGCUGAAGAUUUCUCUGUCUUAGAUAUUAUUGCUGGUACUACAUCUGAACCCCCAGAGGAAUAUGUUUAUCCAGACUACCGUGGAAAAGGCUGUGUGGAUGAGAGUGGCUUUGUUUAUGCAAUUGGGGAGAAGUUUACUCCAGGACCCUCUGCAUGCCCUUGUCUUUGUACUGAAGAAGGCCCACUGUGCAUUCAGCCAGAAUGUCCUAGACUCCACCCUCGCUGUAUUCAUGUUGACACUACUCAGUGCUGUCCACAAUGCAAAGAACGUAAAAAUUAUUGUGAUUUCCGUGGGAAAAUCUACCAGACACUGGAAGAAUUCAUGGUUUCAUCUUGUGAGAAAUGUCGAUGUGAAGCCAAUGGUGAAGUAGUGUGCACUGUGUCUGCUUGUCCGCAGACUGAUUGUGUGGAUCCUGUAUAUGAACCAGAUCAGUGUUGCCCCAUCUGCAAAAAUGGGCCCAAUUGCUUUGCUGAGACCAUGGUUAUUCCAGCAGGUCGAGAAGUGAAGACAGAUGAAUGUACUAUAUGCCACUGUACUUACGAAGAAAUUACUUGGAGAAUUGAACGACAAGCUAUGUGUACCAGACAUGAAUGCAAGCAAAUUUAGAUCUACUAAUCUAGGGAAUCAGGAUAUUUUUAUAAAAUAUUUAAAUCCACCAGAUGAUUUGGUGCAAAACAAGAGUCAACUACAAAGGAUAAUUUUGUUGAAGAUUAAGUAGGCAUCAAAUAUUUUGUUUUUGACAGGGAGAAAUAUAUAUAUGUCAACAUUUGCACUUAAAAUAUUUAUGUCAUUGUAAGUGUUAUAUUUCCAAGUGAGUACUUUACAAUAGACUCACAGAUUAUAUUAUUUCUACAGUGCCAUUAGUUUAAUGUUUUAUAUAGAUGAUACUAAUUACAGUAACAUAAAUGGUUGACUGUCUUCUUGAACAUCUGACCAUGCAUAAAAUAAAUAAUGUUUGUUAUAUUAUAUAGAUUAUUUUUAUGAAGAAACAACAAUAGGCAUAGAAAAGGUAAAAAAUAUAGAUAUUAUUAUAACCACUUACAUUUGCAAGGAGUGAGGUGCUUAUCUAUUUAAUGCAACAAGACAUUUGUUAUUGAGUUUAGUAAUUUUUAUCUGCACAGAAAUAUGCACACAAUAUGUGCCUAUAUUUCUUUAUUAUUCACAUAUGCUGGCAUGAAUAUACAGUAAUCUGAGAGCAACUGGACUACUUCAUAAUCUGCUGGAUAUUUUUUAUCUUCUGUUAUAAGAAAUUUAGUCUCCCAUCAGUAGUCUGGAAAUAUAAGUCAUGUAUUUUCUGUGGUUAGGCAUUUAAUGCAUAUGAAUAAAUCACAUAAUUUAUGUUUUUUCCCCUAUUUUAACCUAGUUGAAAUUACUUUUCCUAAUAGGCAAAUAACAUCUGACAAAAAAUAUCCUGUUUCAGCUACAAAGUACAUUCCCACUAACAUAUAAAUUAUUUGUGAAAAGGCAGAUUGCCAGUUUUCAAGCCAAGUGCUCCCAUGACAUCAUUUUCAAAAAUUCAAAACAGAAUGAAAAAUAUUACAGUUCUUAUGUUAGAAAAUUACUAAAUUCUGUGAAAUCCUGGCAACACUUGCUCUAUAAAAAUGGCAUUAUUAAAUGAAACUCAAUUAAGAAGAAUUUUUAAGCAUUUAAUUAAUUUAGGCAUCUUUCCCAAAUAUCUCAAAAUAAUUUACUGUUAUUAAAACAGUUAAACCAGUAGAACUAGUAUUUCUUUUCAAUUUCAAGGCUAAACAAUUAAUAUAAUUCCAGUGAGAAAUAGCAUUUUUCAAAUAUACCUCAGCUCUUAACAAAGAAGUGGAAAAUAUUUGUGUUUUUUUUAAUUUGCUUAUCAAUUAGCUUACUCAUGACUGUUUGUUUCAUAAAUAAAUUUGCAUUCAGUAUUUUGAAUAUUUUUGAAAAUUCUAAUGUGUUUCUUAUUUAUUGUAUUUUCAUGAUAAAACAAUGAUACAACUUUUCCAAACAAUUUACCUUACAAAUUCAAAGAUUAUGUUAAAAGAAUGCAAAUAAUAACCAACAGGUAAUUUUUGUAUCAUCUUCCUGAGGGGAGAAUCGUCUUAAAUUUAACAUUUUCUUCAUCUUAAGUAAAUAUAAGAUUAUUAGCAUGUUUAAAACAGGAUUUGGUCAUUUUCCAAUAGAAAACACAGGUCACUAGAAGACACCUCUAAUACAAUAUUGAUAAAAUGUGUAAAUUUCCUAAAA
This is a messenger RNA of Thamnophis sirtalis, 2924 nucleotides long. It is a transcript of the gene VWC2, whose product is annotated as von Willebrand factor C domain containing 2. Gene Ontology annotation, cellular component: AMPA glutamate receptor complex. NCBI's taxonomy places the organism in Eukaryota, Metazoa, Chordata, Lepidosauria, Squamata, Natricidae. Gene Ontology annotation, molecular function: protein binding. The record is from RefSeq and is a predicted model, not a curated record. Gene Ontology annotation, biological process: negative regulation of BMP signaling pathway.